This is a messenger RNA of Saccostrea echinata, 1744 nucleotides long. RefSeq names its product CCAAT/enhancer-binding protein beta-like. Gene Ontology annotation, biological process: DNA-templated transcription; regulation of transcription by RNA polymerase II. Gene Ontology annotation, molecular function: DNA-binding transcription factor activity, RNA polymerase II-specific; RNA polymerase II cis-regulatory region sequence-specific DNA binding. The coding region runs from base 273 to 1055 and encodes 260 amino acids. The transcript has a single exon. NCBI's taxonomy places the organism in Eukaryota, Metazoa, Mollusca, Bivalvia, Ostreida, Ostreidae. The record is from RefSeq and is a predicted model, not a curated record.
UUUUGCUACACAAGAGCGAACAUUUCAACAUAAUGUGACGUCACUUGUGUAGCAACAACGAAGCGUCACAUGUUGAAUUAGUAAUACACUAUCAGGACUUACCUGAGCGCAAGCCGAUAUAAAUUUAAAGGCCUCAGCAGGAAAUCCACAAUCCGUAGUUAACCAGCAAGGCUUGCACAUCGUGUGUACUAUAUAAGCGCUCCAGCUGUAUACAGUUAAGCUCCCGGAUGGCCUAGUGAAUCCUGUUGGCCAUUACAAGAUAAUUGCAUUGCAUGAUACAAACUACGAUGGAAAGAAACCCCUUUGACUUGGACCCAGUGCUGGAAAAUUCUGUGGACAUCCAAGAACUUUUCGACAACUCCACUCAGGUGAAUGACGAAACAUUAGAGAAGCUUAUCUUGGAUAUUAAAUCUAAUGACAUUGUCCAGAGUGUAGCUGGAAGCGAAGACUUGACUACUCUUGUGAACGCUGCCCCGGUCACAGUGCAGGCUCAGCCCGUGCCUGAUCAAUCUCUUAUUGCCCAGCUCAGCAGCUUUGACAACCUUGAGUUUGUGCUCAAUCCGGAGCAGGUGUCGUCCUGUUUACAAUCUGUCAGAGAAACUCUUCAUUCCACCGGGUCAGCGGGAUCUGACGAUCUCGACCACUCAUCAUCCGGGUCAUACGUAGAUUCAGACGCCUCAGACCAGGACCUUUCAUCACUUGUGACCCCGCCCCCAAGUCCCAUGGAUGUGGAGUACGUUCCCCGUCCCCGGGGACGACCAGGAAGGAAGCCGUCCGCGGGCGGACCGGUGAAAAAGAAGAGGCAGCCUGAAAAAGGUACUCGUGAAUAUUUUGAAAAAAGAGCUAGAAACAAUCUUGCAAUUCGUAAAUGUCGUGAAAAAGCUAAGCUAAAACAAGUUGAAAUGGAAGAGCGAAUGCAAUAUCUUGAAUCUGAAAAUGUGCAACUGAAAGGAAAACUAGACGCCAUGUCCAAACAGCUUGAACUUUUGAAAAACUUUGUGAUCUCAAAUGGUGCCAAUCUUCCAGAAAACAUUGCAAAAGUAGCGAAGAGCUGACAGGAUUUAAGUUCAAUCAUUCAUCCGUUGACAAUCGAACUAUGUUGUGCAUUUUGUGAUGCUCCAUUUAGACUUAAUAUUUUGUACUUUUUCUAUAUUGUUAACGAGAUAUUGUCGGUAUUACAAGAUGUCACUUCUAAAUCAUUAUCUCUAAAAUGGCAAGCAAUUUUCAUAUCAUUUUACAUAUUAAAGAGAAUUACGUGCAUGCAGUCAGCCUGAACGCUGCCCCAAUUCUUAACCUACACCCAAGUUACCCUAAAUCCUCGUCACGAUUUUUCUUGUUGAGAGGAGGCAGUCAUGCAGAACCUAUUAUUCCUACCUGUAAAUGCCUGGGCUAAUCGAUGAAGUAUAUUGUCGAUGUGAAUAAUUGGAACGCGUCUUAUUUUUUAUAACAAAAGGCCUUGAAAAAUCAACAGUUAAAAUCGCCAGUGGGUAUUAGUUACAGAGCUGACCGUGGUUUUUUACUGCAUGUGGCAUUAUCAUGAUUAUUAUACACAGUGUAAAUAUUUUACUCUAGAACUGCGAGCAGUUCGUCCUUUACAUGAUGUACAAUGUUUUUUUUUUUUUUUAAUAUAUAUUUCAGUAGACCUGAAGUGUUAUUUUAUAAUAAACUGGCUAUGCAUUCAUUGUCUUUUGAUGCAAUGGUUGGCACAGUCUUAUGUUAAUAAAUUAUGUUCAAUAAUUGAAAA